AUGGCCGACACCAAGCGUCCCUCCUCGCCUCCUGCCGCGCCUGGCGCCGGCUCGUCGUCCGCCUUCACCGUCACGCGGCCCCCUGGCGCCAACGCGGUCCGCCGCCGCGCCCCCGCUGCCCCCCGCCCCUCGUCGGCCCGCGCGGCCGGCGCCGGAGGCUCGAGCAACACCAUGCUCAAGCUGUACACGGACUCUGGGGACGCCGGUCUCAAGGUCGACCCCUUCGUCGUCAUCGUCCUGGCCCUCUCCUUCAUCGCCUCCAUCUUCUUCCUCCACAUCGCCGCCAAGAUUGUCCGCGCCUUCACCAACUAA
Vanrija pseudolonga is the source of this 312-nucleotide messenger RNA. It is a transcript of the gene SBH1, whose product is annotated as Protein transport protein Sec61 subunit beta. Gene Ontology annotation, biological process: SRP-dependent cotranslational protein targeting to membrane, translocation; post-translational protein targeting to membrane, translocation. The coding region runs from base 1 to 312 and encodes 103 amino acids. Gene Ontology annotation, cellular component: Sec61 translocon complex; membrane. Gene Ontology annotation, molecular function: guanyl-nucleotide exchange factor activity. Lineage: Eukaryota; Fungi; Basidiomycota; Tremellomycetes; Trichosporonales; Trichosporonaceae. The transcript is spliced from 4 exons. The record is from RefSeq and is a predicted model, not a curated record.